Fukomys damarensis (Damara mole-rat) is the source of this 700-nucleotide messenger RNA. RefSeq lists its product as uncharacterized. NCBI's taxonomy places the organism in Eukaryota, Metazoa, Chordata, Mammalia, Rodentia, Bathyergidae. The transcript is spliced from 3 exons. Bases 1 to 663 code for a protein of 220 amino acids. The record is from RefSeq and is a predicted model, not a curated record.
AUGGUCCCACUCUCACUCACGCUUUACCUUCCCUGUUCUGACUGCCACUCCCAGUCACGCCUGCCACUGGCUGCACACGGCACCUGGCUCCUGGUCUUCCUCUUCACGCAAGUCCAUCCUCACAAGGCAAUUUCACGGUCUGCAGGGCACCCUGGCUUCUCCAUCUCUGCAUCUCUGGAGACCUCCACACCACUCCGGAGCAUUUCAGAAGCGUUUACGAGCAUCGCGAAAACCCUCAGGCAUCUCACGCCUGCUGUUUUGGACAAGUGGAUCUCAGUCUUCGGGGAAGUGACUGCAGUCCAGUCACUGCUGCCCUGCUCCGGCCUGAGACGAUUCUUCCACCUCCAGUCUGGACUCCUGCCAGCCUCGUCAUCCAUCUCCACUCAUCUGCCGACGUCCUCUUUCCAAGACGCUGGUCAGAACUUGUUCUUCCUGCUCACCACCUUCACGAGGUCCCGGCUACUUUCACCAAAGAACCAAGCCCCCUCGGCUCUCUUGAUCCUGCCCUGCCUGCUGUCCAGCCUCACCUGCUCUGCCAUCCCCUCACACUUUCCAGUUCCCCGAAAUGCCACUGUCCCAGUCAUCUGUCAUAUCUCUGAGGCCCUGGAUAUGCUGUUCUUCUUGACUGGAAUUCUCUUCUCCCCGCUCCUGCCCAUCUGCUAACUCUCAGUCAUCCUUCAAAACUGUGCUUGGAGCCAAC